This is a messenger RNA of Aspergillus caelatus, 353 nucleotides long. RefSeq lists its product as uncharacterized. Bases 81 to 299 code for a protein of 72 amino acids. The transcript has a single exon. Lineage: Eukaryota; Fungi; Ascomycota; Eurotiomycetes; Eurotiales; Aspergillaceae. The record is from RefSeq and is a predicted model, not a curated record.
GGCCGGCCCACUUCAGUUUGUUGAGAAUAUGAGAUGAUCUUAAUUCUUGGCUGUCAUAGACUAAUGCUCUGCUCUCUCACAUGAAGGAAAUGUCACUAUCACGACCUAAUUCCACGCGUCUGGACCGUUGUUUCGGCCGAUCGAGCGACUUAUAUUUACAAGGUAAUCCCCGUCGCACGCCCUGUCGGGGUAUUCUACCAUCCCUUUUAUCUUUGUUGUUGCCCCUUGUUCGUCCGGUCCACUGUGCCGGAACUCUGUUUGGCAGAAAAGCUACUCCCAGCGUGCGUUGGGAGACGUGAAGAAUAUGGAAACCGUAAGCAGGUGUGAAGAAAAAAAAUAAGCCAUCCGGGACA